Meriones unguiculatus (Mongolian gerbil) is the source of this 1943-nucleotide messenger RNA. It is a transcript of the gene Katna1, whose product is annotated as katanin catalytic subunit A1. Gene Ontology annotation, biological process: microtubule severing. Gene Ontology annotation, molecular function: microtubule binding; ATP hydrolysis activity; microtubule severing ATPase activity. Gene Ontology annotation, cellular component: microtubule cytoskeleton. Lineage: Eukaryota; Metazoa; Chordata; Mammalia; Rodentia; Muridae. The record is from RefSeq and is a predicted model, not a curated record. The transcript is spliced from 11 exons. Bases 309 to 1790 code for a protein of 493 amino acids.
UUCCGGGGCGUGGCCCCGAGGCUGCGGUCUCGGCGGAGGGCCCUCUAAGUCGGUCUGCCGGGCUGUGACCUCAGGUCGGCGGCGAGCCGGGACGGCGGCGCCCGCGGGCCUCGGCCGUGCGGCUCCCGGAGCGAGCGCGGCGCUGUGGCUCGGGCCUCACCCCCCGCCCCUCGGCGGGCAGCUUGUCGCGGAGCCUCGGCCGCCGCAGGUGAGUGCUCGGGCCGCAGGGCGCUCGCCCGACGCGCUCUGGGAAGCCGCCUCGGGCCCUGCUCGGUACAGGUGCCACCCGACCCGAGAACAGCUUACAUAUGAGCAUGAGUCUUCUAAUGAUUAGUGAGAACGUAAAAUUGGCUCGUGAAUAUGCAUUGCUGGGAAACUAUGACUCUGCAAUGGUCUAUUAUCAGGGAGUUCUUGACCAAAUGAACAAGUAUCUAUACUCAGUCAAAGAUACAUACCUCCAGCAGAAAUGGCAACAGGUUUGGAAGGAAAUAAAUGUGGAAGCUAAGCAUGUUAAGGAUAUCAUGAAAACACUCGAGAGCUUUAAACUGGACAGCACCCCUUUGAAAGCUGCUCAGCACGAGCUCCCGGCUUCUGAAGGAGAAGUCUGGUCCUUGCCUGUUCCCGUUGAACGAAGACCCUCACCAGGACCUAGGAAACGCCAGUCUUCACAGUACGGUGACCCUAAACCCCACAGUAACCGUCCAGGCGCAGUCGUCAGAGCUCAUCGUCCAUCUGCACAGAAUCUUCAUAAUGACAGAGGGAAAGCCGUUCGUAGUCGUGAAAAGAAAGACCAGAAUAAAGGGAGAGAGGAAAAGAACAAAUCACCUGCCGCAGUUACAGAACCAGAGGCAAAUAAGUUUGAUAGCACUGGAUAUGACAAGGACUUAGUGGAAGCUUUGGAAAGAGACAUAAUUUCUCAGAAUCCCAACGUUCGAUGGGAUGAUAUUGCUGAUUUAGUGGAAGCUAAAAAGUUGCUUAAGGAAGCAGUGGUGUUACCAAUGUGGAUGCCAGAAUUCUUUAAGGGCAUUAGGAGACCAUGGAAAGGAGUAUUGAUGGUUGGCCCUCCUGGCACUGGGAAAACCCUGCUUGCUAAAGCAGUUGCUACAGAGUGCAAGACGACAUUCUUCAAUAUCUCUUCAUCAACCCUGACUUCCAAAUACAGAGGAGAGUCCGAGAAGCUUGUUCGGCUCCUGUUUGAAAUGGCUCGAUUUUACUCUCCAGCUACCAUAUUUAUUGAUGAGAUAGAUUCCAUCUGCAGCCGCCGAGGCACUUCUGAAGAGCACGAAGCAAGCCGAAGGGUGAAAGCUGAGCUGCUGGUUCAAAUGGAUGGUGUCGGAGGCGCUUCAGAAAAUGAUGACCCUUCCAAAAUGGUUAUGGUUCUGGCAGCUACUAAUUUUCCCUGGGAUAUAGAUGAGGCUCUCCGCCGGCGUCUUGAGAAGAGAAUCUAUAUUCCUUUACCAUCAGCAAAAGGCAGGGAAGAACUUUUAAAAAUAAGUCUACGAGAGCUGGAAUUGGCUGAUGAUGUUGAUCUUACAAGCAUAGCAGAAAACAUGGAAGGCUACUCAGGUGCGGAUAUUACCAACGUGUGCAGGGAUGCAUCCUUGAUGGCCAUGAGACGACGUAUUGAAGGUCUAACCCCAGAAGAAAUACGUAAUCUUUCAAGAGAAGAAAUGCAUAUGCCUACAACUAUGGAGGAUUUUGAAAUGGCUUUAAAGAAAGUUUCUAAGUCCGUGUCGGCUGCAGACAUUGAAAGAUAUGAGAAGUGGAUAGUUGAGUUUGGAUCAUGCUAAGUUCUCACAUGUAAACUGGCAGAAGUCUGCCGUCUCUAAAAAAUGAUUAAAUGUAGUAUUUCAUUGCAUUGAGUGCUAUAUUUUUUUAAACUUUCGUAAUGGUGUGAUUUUAAACUUUCUGGUUGUGAAUAAAGUCAGUAUUUUUAAACUGCA